UUCUUCCAGGUGGUUGACCGGGACAGCAAACGGGCGGCGGCGCGCAAACGGCGGCAGCAGCAGCAGCAGCAGCUGUUGCGGCGGCGACAGCAGCAGGGGCAGGAGGGGCAGGAGGGGCAAGAGGAGGAUGGUGUUGCGGAGGAGGGGGUGGAUGAGAGCGCGGUGGCGGCGGUGGGAAGCGGACCUGCCGGUGCUGCCGGCAAUGCCGGUAAGAGCCUUGGGAGGAGCGCGGCAGCAGUGGCAGCGGUGAAAGCAGGAGCAGCGGCGGCAGGAACGGCAGCAGCAGGCGCAGCCACGGAUGCGGUUGUGGGUGCUGCGACAGGGGCGAAGGGCGCUGAUAAACGCGGCGUGUCCGGCCGCAUGAGUGUUGGGGGUGCUGAUGACGAUGACGAGGAAGAGGAGGAGGAGGAGGAGGAGGAGGAGGAGAUGGAUGCCACAUCAGCCGAUGAUGAGGAGGAAGAGGCGCUGGAUGGUGGUGAUGAUGAUGAGGAGGUUGAUGAUGAUGAGGAGCUGGGGGAGGUGGAGGUGGACUGGCAGCAAGUGGAGCGCCUAUUCCUGGGCGCCAACUGGGACCAGGAGCUGAGCGAGCUGAGGGAGCGGGUGGAGCAGGGGGCUCGG
Messenger RNA from Astrephomene gubernaculifera, 618 nucleotides. The record is from the annotation of a GenBank genome assembly. NCBI's taxonomy places the organism in Eukaryota, Viridiplantae, Chlorophyta, Chlorophyceae, Chlamydomonadales, Astrephomenaceae.